GGUCUCGCUGAACCACGAAACGCGUCAUCUAAUCAUCUAAUCAUCUAAUCAGGCAUUGUAUGUGGUUGUCUAUAUCAGCUAUCAUAUAUCAUAUGCAUCCAGCGACUAGUCGCCUUGCAUUCAAUAAUGGUAUUCGACUCGUCUGGGUUAUCAGCUAGCUUGGUAGGAAGUUCAAAGGAUGGCAACAAGGUUAACAAGGUCAUUGUUCAUCCUGGUCAAUCGAUUCGGGGGACUUGUUCGAUCGACAAACCGAGCGGGGUGGAAAAGGUCUGGGUGGAAGUCGUCGGGAUACAGUACGCUUCGGCCAUCUCUGGCGGGGGAAAGACUGACGGUCUCACCGUUCUUGGCGGGAUCGCUUCUGCCACGCUCGCCAUAAACCAACCCAGCCGUGCCCCGACCUUGCAUACCGACAAGACGUUUUUCAGGACCUCACAAGAACUGCAGCUAGCCGGCGGUAGCGGAAAUGGACAAUACAGCUUCGAGGUGGUCGUUCCGGAAGAGGAGGACGAGUUCGUCGACGUACUCGGGAAAGGAUGGGGAAAGAGCGAGUUGCCGCCGUCUUUGUACUUAGGUAGGAGACAUCUCGAAGGAGGAGUCAUUGGCUUUAAUCGGUACCACGUCACCGUUAGCGUGACCAGGAAGAGCUUCCUCAAACGCUCCACCAAGUCGAUAUCCCUUCCAUUCUUCCUCAUUCCAAUCGACCCUAACCCUCAUCCAAGCUUGGCUGCGAUUGGCACGCUCUUGACCCCGCCUGAUGUCAUCCCGGAGGUCCCGUCUGGAUGGAUCGGGAGGGGUACAAAGGAGUGGGCGUUCAAGAAGGGCAACGGGUUGAAAGGGUUUAUGAAAGGUGGGCGGGCCGAAGACGAGGUUGACGGAGAAAGGUUCGUUGUACAGAUCUCGACGCCAGAUAUCCCUUCCUGGCCAUCAGGCAUUUCUAUACCAUACCACCUGACCAUCGAAUACCUGUCUUCCGCCGUGAACCCGACUACCUCGAACCCGAUUGAUCUAGCCCGGAUUGAUCCGACUUUACGGCUAUUGAGGGCUUGCAAGAUCGUCGUCGGCAAGGACAGCCAGUUCGUCACCGAGCCGAUCAAGGGGAACGAUUUCUCAGUGAAUCGGGAAGGAGUUUGGGUGGGCGACAGGAAGCGAGUGGAGAUGGGGGAGUUGAGGUGCACGACGUUGCCGAAUGUCUCCAACGUUGGGAUCAGGAUGCAGUACGAUCUCGAACUGGACAUCUCUCUGCCCUCGGAUUCCCUCUUCGGAAAUCAAUCUCAUACGUUCGGCUUGUUUCAUCCCAAGAUCACAUCCAACGUCCGACGGGCAGGAGCAGGAUCUGGAGCUGGGGGGUCCGAGGUCUUACCGGCUUAUAGCCAGGUCGAAAGUUGGGUCGGAGAAGAGUAUUGGAAUGGGGUAGAGGGCAUCUCCAAGCUGAAAGAAAAAUGAGGUGUAGCGUACGGCAAGUGGAGUGUGAAUAGUAAGUCACCAGGGAGUUCCGUUGUUGUACUCAGUAUCGCUCGAGAGAUACCCAAAUCUUCGUAUUGGCCAUGUCAAAUGGAUUGUCAUAUAAUGCAUGAAUGAGAAACACGUUAACGA
Molecule: messenger RNA, 1593 nt
Organism: Filobasidium floriforme
Lineage: Eukaryota; Fungi; Basidiomycota; Tremellomycetes; Filobasidiales; Filobasidiaceae
Exons: 6
Coding region: 127-1443 (438 amino acids)
Source: RefSeq, a predicted model, not a curated record